AUGUUUUUUAACGGCCCUAACAAUGAACCUGUACUUUGCAGAGCUUUCCCGACUUACCUUGACGGAGCCGCUUUACUUUGGUUUUCGAAAUUACCUGCAGGUUCGAUUUCUUCUUUCGAAGAAUUGGCAAAGUCUUUCAUCGACUAUUUUGCUGCAGCACGAAUAUACGUCCACGGAUCGGAUUACCUUGGCACAAUUCGCCAAGGUCCUCAGGAGAGUUUGAAGGACUAUCUGACCAGAUUUGCAGAGGCGACAAUGGAGAUACCCGACCUAGAUCCUGCUGUCCACCUACAUGCACUUAAGGCCGGCCUCCGACUUGGAAAGUUUAAAGAGACAAUCGCGAUCACCAAACCGAGGACAUUGGAGGAGUUCAGGGAGAGGACGGCCGGACAAAUGGAAAUCAAAGAACUGCGUGAGGCCAAUAAAACGGAAAGAAGACCCAGGAGAGAAGAGGACCGAAUAUCAAGGUCAACUCACAACAAAGAUCUAGGCAAACCAUUCAAACCUACUCCGAAAUUCGACAAUUACACCAGAUUCAACACGAGAAGGGAAAAGAUAAUCAAAGAAAUACUCAAUGCCAAAAUCAUAAAACCUCCAGCAAGAGCAGGUAGCUAUCAAGACCAGAGCCUACUAGACAAGUACAUUGAAGGAAGGAAACAUAAAGAAGGUGAUAGAGACAAGGAGGAACGACAACCGACCUCAGUCAACAAAGAAACCAACAAAUGGUCAAAUAGUAACCAACCCAAAGCAAUUAUAAACUGCAUAUCUGGAGGAUUCGCCGGAGGCGGCGAAACAACGUCGGCAAGGAAACGUAGUUACCGAGCUAUGCUGGCCAUCAAAGGAACAGCACCACUAAACAAUCAGGAUACGCCAGAUCUAGAAAUCACUUUCAACAAAACAGACAUAUGCUCGACCGCCCCACACCUAGACGAUCCAGUGGUAAUCUCCAUCCAGACAGGCGAUCUAUUGGUAAGAAAGGUCCUUUUAGACCCAGGUAGCAGUGCAGACGUUCUCUUUUAUUCUACCUUUUUAAAAAUGAACUUAUCUGAAAAACUAAUACAACCCUCAUCCGGAGAACUAGUGGGGUUCUCCGGAGAAAGGGUACCGAUAAAAGGGUAUAUAUGGCUAAAAACGACAAUAGGUGAAAAUCCAUUAUCCAGAACCCUUGAUAUACAAUACCUGAUAGUUGACUGCAUUAGUCCCUACAAUAUUAUUCUCGGGAGACCUGCUCUGAACAUGUUCAGAGCAGUGAUAUCAACUUUUCAUCUAUGUGUUAAGUUUCAGGCACAGGACGGCAGAAUAGCAACAAUCAACUCAGACCGACAACAAGCUCGGCAAUGCUACAACUCUAGCCUAAAAAGGUCGGACACGAGACAGAAACAACACGAGGUAAAAGCAGUACAAACUAGGGAGGAAGUCCUAUCCCUAACCGAGCUUGACCCCCGGGGAGACACACAAGAAAGACCUCAACCGACAGACGAGCUUCAGAAAAUCCAACUGACAUCAAAACCAGAACAGGUAACAUACAUCGGUCAAGCGCUACAAGAACAAGAAAGGUCGGAUCUCAUAAAGUUACUACGAGCCAACUCUGACCUGUUCGCCUGGACCCCAGCGGACAUGCCAGGAAUAAGUCUAGACGUCAUUUGUCACAAACUCGCCACCAACCCAGCAAGCCGACCUAUAGCUCAGAAGAAAAGGAACCUAGGAGCAGAGAAAUAA
This is a messenger RNA of Arachis ipaensis, 1719 nucleotides long. RefSeq lists its product as uncharacterized. NCBI's taxonomy places the organism in Eukaryota, Viridiplantae, Streptophyta, Magnoliopsida, Fabales, Fabaceae. The record is from RefSeq and is a predicted model, not a curated record.